Molecule: messenger RNA, 2268 nt
Organism: Epinephelus lanceolatus (giant grouper)
Lineage: Eukaryota; Metazoa; Chordata; Actinopteri; Perciformes; Serranidae
Product: solute carrier family 41 member 1-like
Biological process (GO): monoatomic cation transport
Cellular component (GO): plasma membrane
Molecular function (GO): monoatomic cation transmembrane transporter activity
Source: RefSeq, a predicted model, not a curated record
AGGCAGGGAUGGGUUAACAGAGAUCAGCCAUGGUGGUGACCCAUCUUGCUCUGGAGCUGUGUUUUGAAAGGAAGAAGCUAAGGGGCUUCAGGUGCAAAUUGACCCGUACGGCCCACGGCUUACUGCCAGAGAGCUCAUGGAUAAUCGCAACCCAGAUCCUACUGCCAUACCUGGUGUCCGGCCUGGGAUUGGUGGCGGCUGGGAUAGUCAUGGAUGUAGUGCAACACUGGGAGGUAUUCAAGGAGGUCUCAGAGGUUUUUAUCUUGGUGCCAGCCCUGGUGGGGCUGAAGGGCAAUCUUGAGAUGACUUUGGCAUCCAGACUGUCAACAGCAGCCAACACGGGGCUGAUGGAUGAUGCUCAGCAGCAGUGGAGGUUGGUGUUCUGUAAUCUGGCUCUCAUUCAGGUCCAGGCCACAGUAGUUGGCUUCCUGGCAGCUGUUGCAGCGGUGGUUCUCGGAGGUCUGACCAAGGGAAGGGUGGAUGUCAUCCAGGCUGCUGUCCUCUGUGCCAGCAGCGUCACUACUGCUUUCAUCGCUGCGUUGUCUCUAGGUGUGGUGAUGGUGGCAGUGAUUAUUGGAUCCAGGAAAGUGGGCAUCAACCCAGAUAAUGUGGCCACACCAAUUGCUGCCAGCCUGGGAGACCUCAUCACUUUGUCUCUGCUUGCUGGUGUCAGCAGCCUCUUGUUCUGUUACAGAGACAUGUGGUAUCUGCCUCCUGCUGUGUGUGGCUUCUUCCUGCUCCUAAUCCCAGGGUGGGUCAUUAUUGCCCGUCGCUCUCCACCAAUCAGCGAGGUCCUGAAGUCAGGCUGGCAACCAGUCAUUCUGGCCAUGUCCAUCAGCAGUAUUGGUGGACUGAUUCUGGAUAAGACAGUGAGCAAUCCAAACUUUGAAGGCAUGGCAGUGUUUACUCCAGUCAUCAAUGGCGUUGGGGGAAAUCUGGUGGCUAUCCAGGCCAGCAGGAUGUCCACCUACCUCCACUACUGGAGUGUUCCUGGAGCUCUUCCAUCUACAAUGAGUGUGAAGUGUCCUGGACCUUGUGCUGCUCUCUGCUCCUCAGAUGUGAACUCCAAAUCAGCCAGAGUUCUGGUCCUUCUGGUAGUCCCGGGUCACCUCCUCUUCCUGUACGCCAUCCACCUCCUGCAGGGAGGCCAUACUGCCUUGACGCCCACCUUCAUCAUCUGCUACCUGUCUGUGGCUCUGCUUCAGGUGGUGAUUUUGCUGUACGUGGCCAGCCUGAUGGUGCGAUGGCUGUGGCGAAGGGGACUGGAUCCAGACAACUUCUCCAUUCCUUACCUCACAGCUCUGGGUGACCUGCUGGGGACUGGUUUCUUGGCUCUGAGCUUCAGACUAAUGCUGACUGUCAGUUCUGCUGGGACUGGAGUUUAACACAGACACUUGUUCCCUCACACCCUGAGUGUACUGUUCCCUUUAUGCAAGAGACUGAAACACACUUGCAAAGCUCACUGGAUUUAGAGAGGAAGGUGAAUAGGUACAGUAAGUAUGACGUUGUCAUGAAGUACGCCUCAAUACUGAGCGUCCAAUAGGACAGAAUCCUUUUUUUUUGCAAGCAGCAUAUCCAAUUUAUAUUUUGUUGACAAAUAAUUACACAAAGAAUAAUUUCAUUUGCGCAAACACAGAUCUAAUCUGGGCUCAGUGAAUGCAUCUGUGUGUUUGCUAUUAUCCAUAUAAGGGGACAGUAAUAACCUCUCACUCAGUUUUACUCAUUUGCGCUCUUAUUUCCUGCUCUGUGUGCUCUUCUUGGACACCUGCUCACUGUGUCUCUCUCAACAUCUCUGCUUGCCUCAGCCUGACACAGUGUUACUGUGUGUCCUCACAGAAAGCGAGAGGGAAAUCACAGAAAGAACCAAACUUUCUGUUGAGCUCAGUCAGAGGCUUGAUAGCUUAGCUUACAUGAAUUACUACAAACAGUCAAGCGGUCAAAAUCGUGCACUUUACAUGCUGUCUGAACACACCUAUACAGAGUGCCACAAUUUCAGGUCAGAAAUGUGUUGCUGUUCUGUCUUCAGUCCAAUUGCAGGUAGGAUUGUCUGUUAGUAAGAAAGUAGGGGAGCACUGGGGAAAUGGUACGUAUUUAUAAAAUUCCAUUUGUAUGUUAGUCUUUACCUAGCUGUCUUAGUAGGUAGAUAGCUAACAGUUGCCAGAUAAGCAGAAGCUAACUAAGCUAGCUGGCUAACUUGAUAAAUGCCAGCUAUCACUAUUUAAGGAUUUAUAAUCAUGGUUUCUUUCAUAAAAAGUGACCAUAAAUGUU